This is a messenger RNA of Eimeria maxima, 5598 nucleotides long. Its product is annotated as Wd repeat protein, putative. The coding region runs from base 1 to 5598 and encodes 1865 amino acids. Gene Ontology annotation, molecular function: protein binding. The transcript has 28 exons. The record is from RefSeq and is a predicted model, not a curated record. Lineage: Eukaryota; Apicomplexa; Conoidasida; Eucoccidiorida; Eimeriidae.
AUGAUGUCUCUUUGGUUGUUAUCCUCUGCUAGAGGUGCCCUUGGCAGACGUUUUGCUGCGGCUGCUCCAGGGAGAGCAGCAGCAGCAGCAGCAGCACACAGCAGCAGCAGCAGCAGCAACAGCAGGCUCCUCAUUCCCGGUAGCCGUCCCCGCAGUGUCUCUAUGCACAUGCAAGCCAAGAAGCAGCAGCAGCAGCAGCAGUCGAACGGCAACGGUACAGAGUCUCCAACAACGACAACUGCAACAGCAGCAACAGCAGCAGCUGCUAGGGCAGCUGCUGCAGCUGCUGCUAGGGCAGCACCUGCUGCUACGGAAGCCGUUGAAGCUGCGCAUGCAUCACCAAACGCAGCAGCAGCAACAGCAGCAGCAGCAGCAAUCGCAGCAGCAGCACCUGCUUCAACGGCAGGCGCAGCAACACUUGCAGGGGAGCCAACUGCAGCACAGGGAGCCACGAAAUCCGAAGCAGCAGCAGCAGCAGCAGCAACAGAAUCAGCAGCAGCAGCAACCGCAACCGAAUCAGCAGCAGCAGGAACAGCAGCACCAGCAGCAGCAGCAGCAGCAGCAGCUUCUCAUGCUGCUGGCCUAGCCUUGCUAGAGUAUUAUAGACAAUGCAGCCUUUCCUACUUUGGCAAAGUACCUGCUGCAGCAGCAACAACAGCAGCAGCAGAAGCAGCAGAUGCAGCAGAAGCAGCAGCAGCAGCAGCAGCAGCAGCAGCAGCAGACGCCAUCUCCUGCCUCCUCAGCUAUUCGCGAGAAGCAGCAGCAGCACCAUUUCUUCUAAAGAUACCCAACAUUAAACCCCCUGCUGCAGCACCAGCAGCAGCAGCUAAUGCAGCAGCAACUGAUGCAGCAGCAGCAGGAGCAGCGGAUGCAGCAGCAGCAGGAGCACAACCCGACGGGAAGAAGCAAGAGCAGCUCGAGCUGUCCCGCCCGCGCGGCAGCAGCAGUAGCAGCAGCAGCAGUAGCAGCAGCAGCAGUAGCAGCAGCAGCAGCAGCGGCGGUAGCAGAAGCAAAGAAAUCUGCUGCCGUUUUCCCCUCCUUGGGGUUGUGUGCUACAACAGCAGACACCAGAGCUUAAAUGCUGCAGCAGAAGCAGCAGAAGCAGAAGCAGCUGCAGCAGCAGCGAGAGCGCUGCAGCGGAGCUUGCCAGGUCUGCAGCAGAAGCAGCAGCAGAAGCAGCAGCAGAUGCACCAGCAGCAGCAGGCCUCAGUGCCUCUGGGGUAUAAACCCCAGCCCUCUCGGGUGGUUUACGUUGCUGCCUCCGGCGCUGCGGUGCAGCAGCAGCAGCAACAGCAGCAGGUGCCGUCGCCAGUUGACCCGCUGCCGACGGAGGCAAAGCAGCAGCAGCAACAGCAAGAGAAGAGCCCCUGCGCCUCAGCAGCAACAACAGUAGCAGAGACGCCAUCGAAGGCAACAGCAGCAACAGCAGCAACAGCAGCAGCAGCAGCAGCAGCUGAUGCGUCUGCCAAUGAGAGAAUUGCUGAGGCGAUUGAGCUAGCAGAAGAUCUUCUCUCCAGUGGCGACACCGACACCAGCAACAGCAACAGCAGCAGCAGCAACAGCAACAGCAGCAGCAGCAACAGCAACAGCAGCAGCAGCAGCAGCAGCAGCAGCUUAGAAGCAGAAAUCCUUACCUUUGAGACCGAAGAGCUUCCUGCUGCAUUAGUUCGUUAUUGGGCAAUUCUUGAUAGUGAUUGGGAGGAUCCCCAGCUGCAGCAGGAGCAGCAGCAGCAGCAGCAGCAACAGCAGCAGCAGCAGCAAGAGGAGGAGGAGCAGCAGCAGCAAGUGCAGCAAGUAUUUGUUGGCAGCAGCAAGAUAGCAACAGAAGAAACAGCAGAAGGCAUGCAGCGGCUGCGGCUAGCGCUGCUGCUGCUGACUAAAGUUGUUAAGUUUGAGGGACUGCAGCAGCAGCAGCAGCAGCAGCAGCAGCAAGAGCAGCAGCAGGGAGAUACAUGCGGAAACAAUCAGCAGCAGGGAGAGGGGUGCUCUAGUGCAGGGGUGCUCUCAGCAGCAGCAGCAGCAGCAAGUGCAGCAGCAGGAGAAGCAGGAGGAGCAGCAGGUUGUCCUGAUUGUGUUGCUGUUCCUUUGCUGCUGUUUUAUUCUCCUGUGUCUUUGCUGCUGCGUGCUGCUGGUCUGCUGCUGGAUUUAGUGUGUACAUACACCCGGUGGCGGGAAGCAGCAGCAGCAGCAGCAGCAUAUGCUAAUAUCAACCCUUUGCUGCAGGAAGCCAAGAGGCUGCUGCUGCAGCAAAAAGAGCAGCAGCAGCAGCAGCAGCAGCAGCAGCAUCUAUGGGAAAUGCUGCAGCAAGUGCAUGCAUCUCAAGAGCUGCUGGCUAGCUGCGUAGGGGCACAGGUGACGCUGCUGCAGGACAGCAGCAGCAGCAGCAGCAGCACAUUCAGCAGCUUUAGCAGCAUAAGCAGCACAGGGAAGGAGGAGGGGCAGCAACAGCAGCAAACGGAUCAGGACAAUUCAGGAGCAGCAGCAGCCGCAGCAUCUGCUGCAGCAUUGCUGCAGCUGCUGCAGCAGCGCCAUGUCUAUAGGCAGCAGCAGCAAGCCCUGUGGCAGCAGCAGCAGUACUGGGAUAAGGAAUACAGAGAAGCGGCAGCAGCAGCAGCAGCAGCAGAUGUGCUGCGCGUAGCUGCAGCAGAAGUCCCUCCCCCCGCUCUACUCUGCUGCCGCUGCAGCAGCAGCAACAGCAGCAGCAGCAACAGCAGCACUUCCGCGUUAUCAGUUGUGCGCGCCUCCCUUCUGAGCAGCAGCAGCAGCAGCAAGAGCACCUCCACCGCCACUCCCAGCAGCAGCAGCAGCAGCAGCAUGGUUGCUGCUGCUGCACUAUUUGCCUUAGCUCCUGUUGCUGUUGAUACCCGCGAGCUGCUGCGCAACAUGGAAGGAUUAGCAGACUAUUGGGAGCAGCAGCAGCAGCUGCUGACAGCAGAAUUCUUGCUGCAUGCAGCAGCAGCAAUUGUUAAGGAAGCAGCAGAAGAUAAACAGCAAAGACGUAUGCUGCAGCAGCAACAGAAGCAGCAGCAGCAGCAGAAGCAGCAGUCUUCGGAGUCAGCAGCAACAGCAGCAGCAGCAGCAGCAGAAGGAGACAGCUACGAAACAGAUACACUGUAUCUAGGUUGUGUCCCUAUUGUCUCCUUAGUGCAGCACGAGCAGCAGCAACUUGCUGAGUUUGCUGCUGCGCUGCAGCAGCAACUUGCUGCUCUCUAUUCUACUCGUCUUAGGGCAUCAAGACAACUGCAGCAGCAAGGCAUCCAAUUUGCUGCUGAAUGGCUGCAGCAGGAGCAGCUAUUAGAUAAAAAAGGGCAGCAGAAGAAGCAGCAGCAGCAGCAGGAGCAACAGCAGCAGGAGCAGCAGCAACAGCAACAGCAGCAGCAGCAGCAGCAAGAAGAACAAUACCCGGGGGAGAAUUUAGAGAAACUCCUGUCUAGAGACGAAGCAGCUAAGCUGUCUGUUUGCAACUCUACAGUUGAGGAUGCAUAUCUGCUGCUGCUGCUGCCAGAGCAGCAGAUCAGGGAGACCAUCCAGCAGCAGCAGCAGCAACUGCAGCAGCAGCAGCAGCAAAAAGACGGAGGGAGCGAGGCUGCCCAACAAAUUAACAGCAGCAGCCCAGGCGAUAGUAGCAGCAGCAGCAAUGACACCAGCAGCACUAGCGCUGGCAGCAGCAGCAGGAGCAGCAGUGACAGUAGUGACGACAUCAGCAGCAGCAGCAGCAGCAGCAGCAGCAGCAAAGAUAUUUGCUGCUGGCCGCUGCACUUUGGCGGUUUGCUGCAGAGACACCCGAGCUAUGUUAGAUUUGCGGAGACCCCUGCUGCUGCUGCUGCAGCAGCUGCUGCUGUUUGUGCUGCUGUUGCUGCUUCUGCUGCUGCUCAGGUGUCUAAGGAGCUCGUGCAGAUGAACAAACAGCUGAUGAUUGUGAAUGAGACUUCUCCUCUGCUGCCGGACCUCAAGGAUCUCCCGGAAGAGUCGCUGCAGCGGCUGCGGUGUCUGUCAGUAGCUGAGGGAUUUGAUGGGCCAAGGUUAAGCCCAACCCCUCAACAGCAGCAGCAGCAGCAGCAGCAGCAGCAGCGGCACCACCACCACCACCACCACCACCGCCAUCACCACCAGCAGCAACAGCAGCAACAGGAGCAGCAGCAGCAACAGCAGCAGCAGCAGCAGCAAAUACGGCAGCUGUGCUUUGAGCUUGGGAAUAUCUACGAACAACUUCACAUCUGCAAAUGGAAGGGAGAAAAACCCUCGGGGGAUGAUGACGAGGCGGAUUUAGCCUUGGAUCCGACAAAAGUCCAAGAAGAUGAAAUCAAUCGCCUGCGCAAGUGUGGUGAAUUGCAUGGACUCGCUGCCCGAAGCGCGCAUUACUUCACUGUAUUCAUCCGUACAUUUGAAAUGAGGGGUGCUGACCCAGUAACUGAAUUAUCUGUUGAGUUACGAGCGGCAUUAAUUGCCGCAAAAAUGAAAAGAAGUAAAAUGAUCGCACAAAUGGGAAGAAAUAAAAAAGAAUGUCUACAUUGUAUGGCUACAGCACUCAAAGAAUACGAGGCACUAACUACCUUUUUUGGUUCCUUUGAAGACUCGAAGGUUGUUGGCUCUCAUCUGCAUACCCAGAUGCUCCUGUGCAAGGAGACGUGCGCUUUGCUGCGGCUGCGCAUUAACAAAUUGUGUGACUUGGAGCUUACGGGCCUCUGGUGUUACGUGUCUCAUGCAACAAUGUCCGACCCAAAGAGGAAGAAGGGAAUAUCAGGGAAGAAACCUUCAGCAGAUGGAGAGGAGGAGAUAGAGGCUGAGGUUGACAACAACCUCGAUUUUGAGGAUCCAUAUGGCGAUGACCUGGAUGAGGAGGAGCAGCAGCAGCUGCAGCAGGUGCUGCGCAAGCAGCAAGAGAAGCAGAAGAAGAAAAGCAGCAGCAGCAGCAGCAGCAGCAGCAGCAGCGGCAGUAAGAGAGCAACAACAACAACAACAACAGCAGCAGCAGAUUCAGCAGCAGCAGAUUCAGCAGCAGCAGAUUCAGCAGCAGCAGCAGCAGAAGCAGCAGCAGAUUCAGAGGGGGAAUGGAGCGACGCAACUGAUGCAGAGGAGAUGCAAAGUGACCAUGAAGAUGACGAGGAACAACCAGUAAAGGUUUGGCGUCCUGGAGUGGAUAAACUUGGCGAGGGUGAGGUGUUGGAGUGUCACUCCAGCGCGUCCGUACACGUUGUCCACACACUUGCUAUGCAAUUGGUGAGUGACGAGGAAGGGAGCGAUGAAGAUGCGCGAUUAGAGUUUCGCAUUAUUGCCCAUAAAGGAGCCGUCAACAGGAUCCGCUGUUGCCCUCAGGCAAGGAUGCCUCGUAUGGUUGCUGCUUGGUCGGACUUGGGAGUGGUGGGCAUUUGGGACAUUGAGAAACAACUCAAGAGACUCGACGAUCCAGGCGCAGCAGGCAAGGGCCCUCCUCCGGAUCCUCACCAGAAGCCAAUGUAUGAAUUUAAAGGGCAUGGAGUAGAAGGGUUUGCAAUGGAUUGGAACCCUAUCCAUCUCGGUCGUCUAUUAACGGGGGAUACAUCAGGGCAAGUGUUUUUAUGGUUACCAAGAGAGGGGGUGUGUAGCAUGGCAUCCUAA